Messenger RNA from Plectropomus leopardus (leopard coralgrouper), 1027 nucleotides. Lineage: Eukaryota; Metazoa; Chordata; Actinopteri; Perciformes; Serranidae. The record is from RefSeq and is a predicted model, not a curated record.
UACUUAGUUCAGGACAUGCUGGAUUUCACUUCAGUGGUUCUCUCCCUCUGCUUGUCGGGGCAGAAUGACGUGGAGGCGACCAAAGCGGCCCCGGUGAUGAACUCUGUGAAGGGCGACUCGUCGGCAGCCACGGUGCCCGUCACCGCCUCGCUGGACGACACAGAGAUGAAGAAAAUUCUGGAUAAGUGCAAGAGGCUGCAAGCUGAGAUGAACAAGCUGGCCGACGAGAACCGGCAAUUAAAGGAGGACGGUAUUAGGAUGAGAAAGGUACCGCGCUCAGAUCACAUGACGACAAACUCAACUAGCAUCCUCGGCCGAGAAGCCAGCACCGCCUCCCUGCCCUCCCUCCUCGUCGUCAUAGCAGCCAUCUUCCUCGGAUUCUUCCUAGGGAAGUUCAUCUUGUAGACCGGGAGGUGCAUGCCAGCCGUAUCCCCCCCCGCCCCGGCUCCGGAAUAAAAACAGGCCUGGAAAAACCGAGAAGUCUUUUGUGUUGACUUUGCCAUAUCAUUGGUAGUGUGGCCUACAGUGAACACAUCUGUACAGCAUCAUCCGAAGGCGCCGCCUUUUAACAAUCUCACACGGUUAGUACACAGAGAGUUGAGAAAAGAAAGGCGACAAAAAAAAAGUGUUGCUCCUUUUUUUUCUUUUUUUUCUGUUUUUUUUUUUUUUUUGAUGGCUGGAUUUACAGGAAAUGUGGCGGGACAAUGAGAGUUGUAUACUGUCAGUCGACACGGAGCAGUGAACCACGGGCAAAGAGGCAGACUAAAGAUUCGAUUUAUUUCUCUCUCUCUCUCUCUCUGUUGUUUUUAAUAGGAAUUGAAUGGAAUGUUAGGUGUCUUGUAAAUGUUGUUUUAAAUCCUUUUAAACGAAAAAGGAAAGAACUUCCAUCAAAAACACCUUGCUACCUGUUGCUGGAUUGCCUCUGAAGUAAAUUUGUUGGGUUUGUAAUUUCUACUUCUUGUCUUGGAAUGUCAGGUCCAGCUGGGGAUAGGUGCCUCCUUCUUGUACAUUUCUGUCCUUUCCUUUU